GCGUUACUAGGUUCCACGAUCUUCACCAAACUCGACCUCCGUAACGCCUAUUAUCUGGUCCGCGUAAGGGAAGGUGAUGAGUGGGCUCGCUGUUCCCUCCGUCCAGCAUCACCUGGGUCGAUGUCGCCGGCUGUGGCGGGCUACCAGGGCAGCCCUGGUGCGGACCUCGGUCAGGAACCGCCGGGGUGCGGAUAGGCGCAGGAUCCCCGCACCUCCGUACCGUGUUGGGCAGCGGGUCUGGCUGUCCUCCAGCUCAAGCCGGUCUCCUUCAGUCCAUUGGUCCCUCCUUCCAGGCCCCCUCCUCCCGCCCGGGUCAUUGACGGUGAUCCGGCCUUUUCCGUCCGUCGCCUCCUGGAUGUCCGCCGCCGGGGUCGUGGUCUGCAGUACCUUGUGGACUGGGAGGGCUAUGGCCCGGAGGAGCGGUCUUGGGUCCCUCGCUCUUUCAUCCUGGAUGCUGACCUCAUCCGGGAUUUUCGUCGCCGUCAGGCUGCUGGGUCGCCCGGGGGCUCCCCUUGAGGGGGGGGCACUGUCAUGGCCCAUGCUCAUUCCCACUCCCUGCUUCCUGCUGACCAUAUUUGGAUCUCCAAUCAUCACAGCUAUUAGGACGACGCAGCUGGAGGAUAUCAAGUCAUCAUUCUCAUCGCCAUAUAAACCUCACCCGGACCUCCAGUCAUCGCUGGAUUAUACUACUCAUCGUGAACCGUACCUGAACCUCGUCCACACCACGGAGAAUCCUGUCUGCCCGCUCCAGCCCGUCCUUCCAGCAAACCCUGCAUACUGCACAGCACAAUUCUAAUAAAGUGUCUCUGAUCAUUCUCCGAGCGCUCCUCUCUUUGGA
Molecule: messenger RNA, 838 nt
Organism: Melanotaenia boesemani (Boeseman's rainbowfish)
Lineage: Eukaryota; Metazoa; Chordata; Actinopteri; Atheriniformes; Melanotaeniidae
Exons: 4
Coding region: 77-796 (239 amino acids)
Source: RefSeq, a predicted model, not a curated record